AUCAUGUAUGAUACACGUGUUAGUCUAAUAUACACUCCAAGAAAGAACGAGUUGUGAAGACUAUUGUUGCUCACAAAUCUCGUAAAAGUGAAGAAGAUAUAAAAUUUGUCCAGACCGGACUGAAGCAUGUCGACGGCGACUUCCAUGAGGACCACCGGCGUCUUAAGUCCACUUGCAGCUACUACUAGCCAUCGCUCUUGCGGAUUACCUAACCUUCCAACUCGCUUCUCUACCUCAUCACCCGCUGCUGCAUCUUUUACAUUCAAGUUGUCUUCAGUAUCAGUCUCAAGGAGACGUGGACAAUUCCAGAUCAAGGCCACUUCAGAAGAGACCCCUUCUGAUGGUGGAGAGAUACUUACAGAUCUAAAGGAAAAGUGGGAUGCAGUUGAAAACAAGUCGACAGUGCUUCUUUAUGGAGGCGGAGCAAUUGUUGGAGUCUGGCUAUCUGCUACACUUGUUGGUGCAAUCAACUCCAUUCCUUUGCUUCCCAAGAUCAUGGAGUUGGUAGGACUUGGAUAUACAGGAUGGUUUGUCUACCGAUACCUUCUCUUCAAGUCGAGUAGAAAAGAAUUAGCGACGGACAUCGAGUCGUUGAAGAAGAAGAUUGCAGGAACCGAGUGAAUGUGGCUAUAUGAAGUUUCUGUUGUCCGUGUCUUCAUCUGCAUUAAAUUAAAUUACAUUUGUGAAUUAUUGUAUGAGAACAUGCUCUUGUAACUUAGCGUAGGUUUUUGAUAUAUUCCAACUGUUCUGUGUAGUUUUAUCUUUAAAAUUUUAUUGCAUUUUUCAUUUUUUAAAUUAUAUACUGGUAAUUUGUUCUUC
Daucus carota subsp. sativus is the source of this 819-nucleotide messenger RNA. RefSeq names its product protein CURVATURE THYLAKOID 1A, chloroplastic. Gene Ontology annotation, cellular component: chloroplast thylakoid membrane; thylakoid. The record is from RefSeq and is a predicted model, not a curated record. Bases 127 to 621 code for a protein of 164 amino acids. Lineage: Eukaryota; Viridiplantae; Streptophyta; Magnoliopsida; Apiales; Apiaceae. The transcript is spliced from 5 exons.